AUGCUUCCCCCCAUCCCCUUCCCCCCUUCGCCCCAUCCCCUUCCCUGCUUCCCCCCAUCCCCUUCCCUGCUUCCCCCCAUCCCCUUCCCUGCUUCCCCCCAUCCGCUUCUCUGCUUCCCCCCAUCCCCUUCCCUGCUUCCCCCCAUCCCCUUCCCCCCUUCGCCCCAUCUCGUUUCCCCCUUCGCCCCAUCCGCCUCCCUGCUUCCCCCCAUCCCCUUCCCUGCUUUCCCCCAUCCGCUUCUCUGCUUCCCCCCAUCCGCUUCUCUGCUUCCCCCCAUCCCCUUCCCUGCUUCCCCCCAUCCCCUUCCCCCCUUCGCCCCAUCUGCUCCCCUGCUUCCCCCCAUCCCCUUCCCUGCUUCCCCCCAUCCCCUUCCCUGCUUCCCCCCAUCCCCUUCCCUGCUUCCCCCCAUCCCCUUCCCCCCUUCGCCCCAUCCCCUUCCCUGCUUCCCCCCAUCCCCUUCCCUGCUUCCCCCCAUCCCCUUCGUCGCUUUCCCCCAUCCCCUUCCCUGCUUCCCCCCAUCUCUCAUUCCUUCACACCUUCCCUCAUUCCUUCCCACCUACACGCAUUCCUUCCCAGCCACAUAUAAUUCCUUCUCACAUUCCUUCCCACCCUCAUGCACCCAUUCCUCUCUCUCUCUUCUCCCGUACUCUCCUUCUCUCCUUGCACCCGCACUCUCACUCUCCUUUCUCCUGCACUCUCCCUUUCCUGCCCUUCCCUUCCCCAUCCCUUCUCAACCCUUCCCUUCCUUUUCAUGCCCUCCCCUUCCCCCUCACUCCUCACUAUACUUGCUUUCAUCAUGUGCGCUUGCUUGUAUCCCCUUGCCGUUGUUCCCUUGCACCUCACACCACCUCCCCCAUGUUCCAGUGGUGAAGCAGAGGAGCAAGCUGAGGCGCAGCUAG
Closterium sp. Yama58-4 is the source of this 900-nucleotide messenger RNA. Lineage: Eukaryota; Viridiplantae; Streptophyta; Zygnematophyceae; Desmidiales; Closteriaceae. The record is from the annotation of a GenBank genome assembly.